AUGUCUAUCGCACUCCGAGAAGAAAACUUUGUUGUUAUCAAUGUUGGGUCCACCAUUACAACAGCUGGCAUUGGUAUGCACGAUACCAAUAAGCCUCCCACGGUGAUUGUCAACAUGGCUGAUUUCAACUAUCCCAUCAAAAACAACGCCAUUGUCAACUGGAAAGACCUUGAGGAGUGCUGGCAUCACAUUCUCUUCAAGGAACUCAACAUUAAGAAAUCACGUAACGAGAGUCCAGUAUUGAUUGCUGUCCCUGUUCAAUGGACAAAGCUGGAGCAUGAGCGAAUCACUCAAAUCUGCUUUGAAAACUUUAAUGUACCUGGUGUAUAUAUUGCACCUCAACCUCUUUUGACAUUGUUUGGUUGCGGAUCCGUAUCUGGCAUGGUAGUUGAUAUCGGAAGUGAGAAUACGGAUGUCAAUAUCAUUGUCGACAGCAAUGUCCAAUCUCAAUCCAACUUUUCCGUCCCCAUUGGAGGCAACCACUUUGACGCAUAUUUACUGGAAUUGUUAAAGAAAGACAGUAAACUCGUUCAGCAAUUCACAGAUGCCGGUUUAGAGUUGGAUAUAGAAUUCGCCAAAUUUGUUCGUGAACAGUCUGGUGUCUGCAAUGUGUCUGUUGGCCAUGAAUUAGCAGACAACAUGUUGGCAGCAGAAUUGUCGAAUGCUAUGGAGGAGCUGCCUACAGAAUCAACUGAAGAAUUAAUAGACGAGGAUAACCCAAAGAAGGUGGAAGAGGAGGAGGUGGGCGACGUACCCGAGAAUGCUGAAGUAGAAUACAAAAACCACAAAUUCAACAUUGGCCCUUAUCGACAUGACUGCAUGGAUCCAUUAUUCAACCCUGAACUAUUGAAAAUAGACACUCCAUCACUUCCAGAGGCGAUGAGAUUAUCGGCCAUGAAUUGCGAACCUCCAGAAAUCAGACCUAAGCUUUGGGAGAAUAUCACUGUUGCUGGCGGCUGUUGCAUGACUAUAGGAACCACAAAACGCAUCAAGACUGAAGUGCAACUGUUCUUGCCUCAUUCAGAAAAUGCAGGUGAUACACAACCGCGUCAAUUGAGCUUUCUCAGAAUACCAGACUACUUCACUGUGCUCAAAGACAAACAAUAUCAGCAAUAUUCAACUUGGUUAGGAGCAGAAAUUGUUGCAAAGCUUGUAUUCAUUGAUGCAAAGAAUUAUAUCAGCAAAGUGGACUACAACGAAUCUGGCCCUUCUGUGGUUCACACAAAAACAUACUAA
Mucor velutinosus is the source of this 1236-nucleotide messenger RNA. RefSeq lists its product as uncharacterized. The transcript is spliced from 4 exons. Lineage: Eukaryota; Fungi; Mucoromycota; Mucoromycetes; Mucorales; Mucoraceae. Bases 1 to 1236 code for a protein of 411 amino acids. The record is from RefSeq and is a predicted model, not a curated record.